UAGCUAGCGAUUCUCCCACGCGCCGAGACUUGAACGGGCAGGUUCCGCCAGGGCACGGCCAGUCUUUACCACCAGUUCAGAGUGGUUGAAAGCAACGAUUUCGCGUGCCGUCCUACUUGAUCAAUCGAAGAUCAGACAGCAGCAGGAAAUCAUCGCUGAUAAGCGCAUUACGUAGCAAAACAUACUGAGUAGUGAAGUGCGUGCUGUGGGGUACGAACGCGUAGCUGAUGUCGCAGUGGAUCACGUCGUACCGCACGAGUUCUAGUGAAUUUUGGCUAGAUUGGACGAGUUUCUCUAGUGAGCAAUAGGGGAAAUCCAAUGCCCACUCUUGUGAGAUUAUUCUACUUGAUGUGUUGAAACGACGGGGUCUGAUUGUGUGUUGAGGAUCUGAUGAUUCCUACAUCCGUUUUAUGUGUAAUAAUGUUGAGCAAGACGAAGAACAAACGAUUUAAUGUCGUUUGCCUUACUCAUACUCUAGCGCUGUGAGGCAAGCAUUAUGCGGCUUUUGGAAGUGAUUGUUGCGUGUCGACGAGAGCAAAUCUAACGAAAUCUUUCAACGAGAAGUGUACCUGUUGGUUCCCAUUUUCUAUACCUUUACAAUCCUCGUCACCCAUAGGCGCAGAGGUGUCGACGGAGAGGAAUAAUUUAACUUCGGUGGGAUAAAACAACAUUUGCCAACGCCCGGACAGAAGUGAACAGCUCGGCGGGAAGCUUCUCCUUCUUUACAUGAUUGACAGUAAGGGGCACUGUCCCAACGACACCAUCAUCAUCGUCAUCAUUGGCCGCGUCGCACUAACGCGCCAGUGGAAGAUUUUGCACUCGGCAGUGAACUGUGUUCGGCGUCGGUUCGGUGGAAAGUGGCAAGGUUGCUGCCCAAACGUAGUCCUUCCGUCCCGGGACCCGGACGCUACCAUUCGACGGCGAACCGUCUGUGCACAGGAAGCAUUCUUCAAGGAGAGCGUUACAUGAACCCCGAGGUGAUCAGUGUUCGAGGGGCGGUGUGGUGAUCCAACUUCUGUGCUGUAUGAGCCUACUGCUGUAGAGUAGCAGUGAUCGUGUUGUUGUUUUUCUCGUAGACUUGGGAGACGUUAAGGGUAGCCGGGUAUAACGGGUACUUCGAGGCAGACCAGUUGGGUGAAAUUUUAUGGACGAAAUCUCACGGCCGUUAAACGAACAUUGCCAGUGACUGUGCUGUGCCGCCGUGUGCUGUUAUCCUCACUGGUGCGGCUAGUUCCAACCUCUAUGGAGUUUCAGCUAGACAGCGCGGAAUACUGCCAGGCACAACACAAAUAAGCGAAAGGCGCGCUUUUUCCCUGCCACAUCACCAUCACAACACCAUCGCCGCCUGUACCUCCCAGGAAGGAUACCGAACUGGAGAAAGUUGUAGCGUUGAUUAGCGCGCGAGAGAAAAAGUGUGCGUGUGCCGGAGCGUGCGUGCGUGAGCGGGGGCAGGCAGCGAACUUGCAGGAGAUCAUCCUCCAGCGUAACCGACGAAUGGUGUGAUUAUUGCUGCGUAAGGAAGGCGAUCGCGCGCAACACCCGCAAAUCUGUGAGAGCUUUUGAAUGAGAAGCCCCGAGCUGGAGCGUACAUUGGAGAAGAAAGUGCUGCACGCAGUAAGCAGACGAAGUAUCGACGCCAGCAAGCGCGGCCAAUUUUGUUAUUGCCAUAGUCCGCAAGCAGCAUCAUCAAGUGUGUGUGUGUGUGUAAACACAAGCGGGACGUGUAAGAAGGUCCUUGGAAGCGAUUAGGCUGGCGAUAGAUAAACGAGCGUUAGAGGACGAUCGAUCAUUAUAGCACACAAAUCAUCCGCUUCUCAAGCACCACCACCACAUUUGAGAGUACAAGGAAGGUGUUGUAGGGGACUCGUCAUCGUAGCAAAGCCUAUACCCAUCCCGCCAUCCAUAUCGGAAGAAGAAAACAACCGGCGCAAAGACUAGCGACAGUGCAGGCGAGCUUCAUUUUGCUUGGGCAGCGAAAAAAGCGUGCAUUCGUGUCCUUUCCUUUCGGUUACGGCAUCCUUCAGGCGGCAGCACAUUGCUUGCUUUGUAAUUGGUGUGCGGUGUCUGUAAUAAUCCCAUCGUUUUACCCCGUGUGCUUGAGCACAGAACUUAUGCGUGUGGCAUUUCGUUGCGUGUUCUACAAGAACGCCGUGCAUCGGAUAUCUUCGACAACUGCAGGCAAAACUCGGCGGCAGAAAACAAUAUAUUGAGACUGAUUGUAAAAUAGAUCUAUUAAGAAUAGUAACCAAACAAGUAUAACCCCCCCCUCAACCGAUUAUCAUCAGCCGCUGCGAACCAGCAAACCAGGGACAGUGACCGCCAACACCGGCGAUCCUUCCGAAGGCGCUUCAAUCAACGUAAUCAAAAUAAAGUACACACACACACACAGACCAGACACACUUCCCGACCAAGUGAAAAAACACUGUAACGAAAUCCUAAGAUCUUACUGCUGCUGAAGACCCUUAUAUCGCCCUAGCCCGUUCCAAGGGAAAGCGGCUAACCACAGUUCCACCGAAUUUUGGCCGAUGUUUAAGAAGGAGGCGCGAUAUAGUCAAACGAAAUACAUAGCUGUAGUAGUGUGAAUCGGAGCAGCCAUCUACGUCCCCGCAAUAGCAAGAGCAGGGUUUCAGAUGAAUAUAAAUGUUUCGAAUGUGAAAUACUUUUAGAUACGUGUGUUUCAAGCUUUACUCUCUGAGCAGAAGGAUAGAUUGGACAUUUUUAUAUCAAACUCUACGCAACGACGGAAGAUUAGCCUCAGAGCGCAAUCCCUGCUGUUGCCCCAGCAUCAACAUCUAGAGUCGAUCAGAGGUGUUUUUUUGGUGUUGCGACGCUGUGGCAGCGCGCGCUAGCGGACAAAAGCUGAUCCGAUAAAAGAUAAAGCAGCAGCUUGUGAACAGCAGCAAAGGAAUAAGAUAAUUUACCGGCACUCACCUACUCAGGCAACAAACCAGAAUCCCCCAGUGUCAGCUUCUACCUUCAUCCGCACGGUUAUCAGCGAAAAGGUUGCCCCGACGUUUAAAAAAAAGAAGAGCGAGUGAUUGGAUGUGCGCAGCAGUAGCUAAGCGGUGAAUCCGAAACUUGCUUUAAAAACAUUCAAAACGGUUACUCCAUCAUCAUCUCUGGAGAAAGGCACGAGUAGCUGGCCGGCUGGAAGAUAAGAUAAUACUCUUGCAAUACCACCCACAUACACCCAACGCGGAUCGUCGCGCACACGGCUGCUGCAAGUUGGAGCGCGUUGGAGAGUAGAACUACGCCCGACUUUUGGCAGGGCUUAGAAGCUGCGAACCAUACCCGCGCCCCGUUCCAUCCUUGAGGAGAAGAGGAUCGCGAAGAGAGAAUUGUGAUAAAGCUAAUUUUAUGUUUGUUUCUAGUGAUUCUCCAUCUCCGUUGACGCUGUUGAAGCGAGUUUUGGCUGGCGUCUUUUAAACCCGCUAGCUUUUGUGAUUGUGAUGAAAAUUGUAUUCGUUCGCUAAUAUUGUGUAUUUCAAAGUCGCCAAGAGCGUGCUUGAAAGCGUGUAGCUAGAUCGACAAGGAAGCGCUACAGCUAAUUAACGGUCAUUGAUUUGGUCUGUGUAAAACACCGGUGGUUCGUGUGAUAAAAAGAAGACUUUUUCGCGUAGAAGGCACGUGCAGCGGGAGGACACUUCCUGUGCAAGCUCACCGCAGCCAAGACAGCACAAAGCAACAGCAACCAGCCGGGUUAACUGGAUUUGGUUUUUUCGAGGUUAACGUGUGAAGGCGCGAACCCAGUUUUAUGACAACCGUCAUCAUGCGCCAGAAGGACAUCAGACCCGCACCGGCGCGGAUCGAGUUUAAGGGAAUGAAAUUCCUGAUCACCGAUCGGCCAUCGGACGCAAACAUUCUAUCGUACAUCGCUGAGCUGAAAAAACAUAACGUCUCGAUUGUGGUGCGCGUGUGCGAGCCAAGCUACAAGAUCGAGGAGCUCGCGAACCAUGGUAUCAUCGUGCGCGAUCUAGCGUUCGAGGAUGGUACGUUCCCGCCGAACGACAUCGUAUUCGAGUGGUUCGAGAUAUUGAAACAAAAGUUCCAGGAGGAUCCGGAAGCGUGUGUGGCGGUACACUGUGUGGCGGGUCUGGGCCGUGCGCCGGUCCUUGUGGCACUAGCUUUGAUUGAACUAGGACUUAAGUACGAGGCAGCUGUAGAAUUGAUUAGAGAUAAACGAAGAGGUGCUAUUAAUGCCAAACAACUAUCAUACCUAGAAAAGUAUAGGCCCAAGUCACGGUUAAAGCACAAAAACGGCCACAAGAACUCGUGCUGCGUGCAAUAAAACUAUCAAAAUUCCCACCAGUUAAAGUGUUCAUUUUAAGCAAGUGACAGCCGGAUGAGAAUGGUACGAGAACGGAGCGCCGAAAACCGAACCCUAUAGAGAGGAGGGAGGGCGAGAGAGGGAAAACAUAAAUGUUUAAAACAAAACCAGAUGAUACAUCAACACAUCCCUAACAAACACAACGGUAGGGCUUUACGUUAACAAAUCACACACACACACACAACAUCGGGGUCGGGGUUGUUGGGUCGAGUGUAUGGAGAGCAGUAAAGCGCGCGGAAUGAUUGAGGAGAACGCGCGGAAGAAUACAAAAAAAUUGGGCGAUGAAAUCUUACAAAGGAAAGCGUUAAAAUCGAACGAGAAUGUAAUAUUUGAACAUUAAAAGAGAGAAAUAGAGAGCAAAAACGAACCUAAUACUAGUGAAGGUAAUAACCGGAAACCGUUUCAGUUGUAAUAUCGCUUCAACGAAGAUUUUGUGGUAUACUCUCUCUCUCUCUCUCUCUGCCUUUGUGGCACUUUUCGUCCAUCUUUUAUGUAUUACCUUGCUCAUAGCGUUUCAACCGUUUACUUUUCCAAUUGAAAAUCGAUUCUUCCCAACAAGUUCCACGUUACAAAAUCGAGCGAAAGCGAAAAAGACAGAACCUUCUCACUCUCUCUCUUAUGGAACAUGAGACCCAUACCUAGCCCAAGAAGAAAAAAGGAAUUCUUAUACACAGAACAGACAGUUGAUUUUAGGGGUUUACAUGUUUUAUGCAAAAGGCCUUUUCAUUUUGUUCGAGCGCAAUCAGUUUACCAGUCUGUGUGUAGGUUUGUACUAGAAGGGUAUCUAUUAUCCUUUUUUGGUUUCGCUUUUUUUCCCUAUGUACCUCAGACAACCCUUAACAGCCGUAAUGUUCCGUACGUACCACCUAACAGUUGCGCGCACGCAAACUGCUUUUCACUCAUUCGUAAGCAGAGAGAGAGAGAGAGAGAGAGAAAUUACGAUCGUAUCCGACGACGCCCAGUGUGUGUAUGUGUAUGUGUGACCGUAGAUCAUUAUUAAUAUAUUGUAAUAAAUUAAAUAUUUGAAAUAGGGAAGAGAGUUAGCGGAAUGCAGUGAAGAGAAAAGCAAACGGGUGGUUCCUCUUUUAGUAUGGUCUUUUGCUUUUAUUUGUUGUUGCUUGGAACACGUGUCAGAAACACGACACGUGACGACAUAUCCGGAAAUCAUAGGCCCCGAUUUGAGUGUUACUUGCAUUCUUGCACUGAGGAAUGAUCGAUCGACGGUUGCAAAGUGCACAAGGAACGUUCAGUAACUUUUCGGGGAGAACAACUAUUUCCUCGUGUCGUGGCAGCUGAAUGAUUUAUUGUCCUAAAUUCCUAAAGAACAGUGGAAUGACAAUUGCACCUAUAUUUUUUUAAAUUUAUUUAAAACUGCGACAACAAAACCAGACUGCAAUCAUUAUUACUCGUAGCCGUACAAAAAAGCUAGCUGGCUGGCUGGCUGGCUAGAAAACAUUGGUAAUACUUGAACGAUCGAAACCGAUGAAAAAAACAAUAGCGCAACAAUGUCAUUGGCAUUGGUAGGAGGAAUGCAAAUAGGGCCUAAUUAAUUGUAUCCUAAAACAUCGCGCAGUUCUUCGCAGGCGUUAGUACAGCAGUUUAUUGUUUUAAAAUCCUUGUUCUCCCUCUCCUGGCAUCUGGUGACAGUGGAAUAAUUUAUAGUUAAAACGUUUUUUUUUUAUACCAAACAUCAAAAAACAUCCUUCACACACAUACGUGUGUAGUUUUGGAUGUUGUACAUAACCUCCCUGCCGUACGCAAACAAUAGCAAAUUGAACCAUAAUUUUAGAAACAGCCACUGAAAACGAUCGUGUGCAAUAUGGCUGUAAAAUAGUAAGUUCCGGAGGCAAAAUCCGUUCCGGUAUCCCCCCCCCCCACCAAAGUUCAGCUAGCACUGCACACACACACACACACACACACACACACCUACCUACACGCAAGGAACUCUGAAACACUGUGAUCGUAGCGAUAUGAUCCCAACUAGUGAUGUGCAAACUGAAUCAGAAUGAGUGAAUGACAUAAAUCUUAGCCAUGAAUUAGAUGAAUCAUCACGAAGAGUUAUUUCAACUCAGCUUUGAUUUAACUCUCCGUGCCGACUAACCACUCACUCACCUCGUUUUUACUCACUCAUCUCGUUUUUACAUCGGAAUGAACAUGAGUAUCAUGAACUCACGAUGAGCAUCGGAAUGAACUCGCGAUGAGCAUCGGAAUGAACUCGCGAUACACCAAUACGAUAUUUAACUCUCUAAUGAGUAAAAACGAGGUGAUUUAGUUAAAACGAGGUGAGUGAGUGGCUAGUCGGCAUGGAGAGUUAAAUCAUUAUUCAAGAAAAAACUCUUAAAGAGUGAGUAUAAGAUGUAACUCACUAUUACAACUCAUUCAUUCUGAUUUAAUUCACGCUACUGAGUGGUUAUUCCCAUCACUAAAUCCCACCACCACAACCGCAAUAGGAUAUUGUUUUAUAGUUAAGAUUAAACAUAUACUGCACCCACGCUAGAAAGAAUUUUUUUAGUUCAAUUUUACAACUUACAACACGACGGAUACGGUCGCACCGGAAGAAGGGGGCCCUUCGUUUGGGAUGAGAAUAUUAUUACAAUUUGAGCCUUUGUUUUGCGCAUCAAUGUCGAUCAUUCCACCAGCUUUUUUGCUUGCUUGUUUUAAUGCAAAGACCUAAUCAAACAUUACAAAGAACCUAAUCAAGCCACAAACACACACUACCAUAGUAUCAAUAAUUUAUUUAUUGUAUAGCCUAAACAAUCUACAGAACAGUUUUGCCAAACUACCGGAACAGAUAGUUUAAAUUAUUAUUUUUUUCGCACUGUAUGUCACUGUGCGCCGCCAUUGUGCAAACCAAACCAAAUUCCCAAACACCCGAAACGCACGCACUGCAUCUGUACAGGGAUAGCUAAGCUUUUAAGUUAACAGUUCCCCUUUAGUGGUUAACGCCUGCGAUAAGAACAACAACCGCGUGUUUCUUCAACUCUUCAAGCACAGCGAUCUCUUCCCCUGUUUUAAGCACUCGAACCCCAACAACAGUGAAGCGGUGCUCCCCCCUUCGAUGAUGAGCGUGAGGUGUUCUGUUAUUACUUCGUUACAAUUAAACAAACUUUCAUUCGUAUCCAUCAAAGGAUUGACAGCAACAGUAAACCCCAGUCCAAAAUGUUCCGCGGCAGAGGAGUGGAAAAGUAUAUGAUUGCGUUUUUUAUCUGUGUCGGAACUAGUGAUGUGCAAACUGUGUCAGAAUGAGUGAAUGAGUUAAAUCUUAGCAAUGACUGAGCUGAUAAAAAUCAGUUCAGAUCAGAUCAGAAUGAUUGAAUCAGAUGGUUUAAUGAGUUGGUUCAAUUCACCUAUGAUUUAACUCUCCGUACCGACUAACCACUCACACAGUUCGUUUCAACUCACUCACUAUGUUUUAACUCACGAGUGAGUAAAACACAGUGAGUGAGUUAAAGUAUAGUGAGUGAGAGAGUUAAAGCGAAGUGAGUGAAUGAGAUUAAACACAGUGAGUGAGUGGUUAGGCGGUACGGAGAGUUGAGUUAUUCCUCGAGAUUUAACUCUUUAAGGGCGAGGAUUCAACUCACUAUUCCAACUCAUUCACUCUGAUUCACGUUGCUGAGUGAUUAAUUCUCAUCACUAGUCAAAGCACAACCCGCACAACUCUUUCAUUUGUGGGAAUAUUUCCUUCUUUUUUUAUUUGAGCGUGUAUUUGUACUGCUUGCCCAACUUGCUGUGCAUGUCCUCGAUUAGUUUUUUGUUUGGCUAUGCUCCUACCACUGUAAUACCAUGAGUGAGCGCCUGGAUGUGUGGGCCCACUUUUUUCUGUGAUAACUACAAAAACGAGAGCCGAACCGAAAAAGAGGGCAAAAGGAGGUGGGGACUCCAGACUUUUACUAAAAAGGUGGUGGAUACGAAUGAAGAGUUCGCGUUGACACAAACACACACAGGAUAGUAAUUUUCAUACUUAAAAUCAUCGAAGGGUGAGUGGCUGCGCUAUCCGUCAAAAGUUCCGAUAGCGCGGUACAGAAUGUCAUGUGUUUAUAUGUUUUAUUUAAAUACUUACGUUUACUUAACUCUGCCUACUAUUACUAUAGCAAAAUGGGGUGAAGCGUAACCUUCUAACAAGUGGCAUCAUAACGGAGGCAACAGAGAGCCCCUCUACUAUGAUGUAUCGAAGAAGGAAAGCAAAAAAUCGAUCAUACGACCGAUAUGACUACCAGUCUACACACAGCAAAUAGCAGUUAGUACUAAAGCAAAGGAAAACAUCCACACAGACACACGAAAACCUAUACACAAGCACUAAGUAAAUGGGGUGGGGAAAAGCAUCUAAAAGAGUAAUGUAUAAUCUCCACCCCUGAGGCGUUUCGGCACGGGCGAGUGAGAGCAGGGCUGUAGUGUACGGAACAGCACGGGGGGCCGCCCGUGACAAGAUCGUAUUCAUAUUUUAUAUACAAAAAGGCAAAAAGAAAACAAAUUCAAGGAAGAAAAGAAUAAAUACCAAGAAAUGCAACUCGCAUACUAUUAACAGAGGACAGAGGCACUGGGUGAGUGGGAAAUGUACAGUGCAUUGGACAGAAAUUCGGACCUCUUGCAGCAGACUUUUUGAGCUAUAAUUUAUUGGUAAAGAUGCUUGCUUUGAGAACAGAAGAUCUCCUACUAUUGUUUUGAACUACCAACAGUUAUCAGGGAAGUUCCCUAAGACAUUAGUUUGCCUCAAAAGAUUUCUAUUUCUGAAACAAGAUUCCGAUAAGUUCUUGAUGCUUUAUUGGUUUUAUAUAGUGUCUUAGAAGUGGUUACUCAAAAACAAGCCCUUCGCUUUAUUCAAAUCGAGAGCGGUGUAGUUGUUAACAGAACCGUUGCGUUGCGAUUGGUACAAUGAUCCGAAGUACUAAUUAAAAAAUAUAUCAAAUGUAUUCCAAAAACUUGUUAGAUUCCGACGAAUGUCCGGAUUUUCUUGCUGGCUUUCGAAGAAUCGGAUUGUCUGCCCACUUUUCCAUUUCGAUUAGUGGCCGCUUGAUAACUGAUUUUUGAGCCAGUUUUUUAAUUGAUGCAAGGGAUGAACAAAUGGUCUCGAUUUCAAAGUGUUCGGAUUUCUGUUGGAGGCACUGUACUACGUUCACACACUACUGUAGCGAGUCCGAUCGAGGGUGGGGAAAUCUCCCAAAAGGAGCAGAAGGUUUUGGAUUGGAACAAGUGAAGGAAAAAUUGAAGCAAAAGAAAAAAGGGGGAAGAAUAGGGACGCGCCCAUAUGCGUCGACUAAUAAUGAUCACUUUAACUGCUGCGGUACUUCGAUAUAAGGUGUAAACCGUUUGUGGUGUGUGUGUGUGCGUGUCACUUUUUUGUUUGUUUCUGUAAUCAGUAGUAAAAACGGGCGGACGCGCGAUGGUUUUAUGUUAACGGUAUGUAAAUCAUCAUUAUGAGCAUCGUCCGCACACUACCACGUACACACACACACACAUAAAGAUUGCAUAGCGAGGGGGAAAACAAAUCAACAUAGUAAUUGUGCUGAAGGCCAUAUCUCUUCUCAUCUCCCUAGAGCACGAGUAAAAAUCAGUAAAAAAAAAACAAGGGAACCCGGAAAUGUGUGUGCGCGUGUGUACGACGAUGUGUGUUGCACGCCCCCAGUUCUUAGAGUUCGAGAAAAGUGCUUUACUACUACUUUUUUUUCUGUGUGCCCGGCGGAAGACGAUCUUCGAAAGGGAGGGAAAUACGAAAUUUAAAAUGAACGCAGGCGGCACCGAGCGCGGUUGAAGAGCAGGAAAGUAAUGUUAAAGAAAACAAAACGAGAAAAAAAAAUGAAAACCUAAAAAGCUAAACCGACGAUAUAGUCAACUUAAAAAAAGAGAAGAGGAAAGAAACGUAAAACAAACGUAAACAAACUUAACUGUGAGCAAAAGAUAAGGCAAACAAAUAUAGCUGAUAAAAAAAAAGUACACCACCACCAGCAUCAGAUCAUCCAAUGGUAGAAUGGUAGAAGGUAAAGAAACUUGCUGCAGAAGAAGUAAAGCAAAACAAAAAAAAAAAAACAACAAAACAAUAUUAUACUGAAAUAGAUAUUGUAAUUUUAUGGAA
Anopheles stephensi (Asian malaria mosquito) is the source of this 10397-nucleotide messenger RNA. RefSeq names its product protein tyrosine phosphatase type IVA 1 (gene PRL-1). The coding region runs from base 3755 to 4288 and encodes 177 amino acids. Gene Ontology annotation, biological process: protein dephosphorylation. NCBI's taxonomy places the organism in Eukaryota, Metazoa, Arthropoda, Insecta, Diptera, Culicidae. Gene Ontology annotation, molecular function: phosphatase activity. The transcript has 8 exons. The record is from RefSeq and is a predicted model, not a curated record. Gene Ontology annotation, cellular component: nucleus.